CAGGUAUCAUGAUAAGUUAUGGAGAUAUAUUUGGGUUACCUGUGGAAAAAUACUGGGUACUAGCCACGGCCCCGCUGAUUGCCGGGAUGGUGCACGCUGGCUUUCUCUUUUCCGCCAUCUUGCUUACGGCUGUUACCUCCGAGGCAACGUGAAUUAAUCGAUCAAACAUGCAGAACGAAGCCGGAGAAAACGUGGAUAUGUACAUCCCACGAAAAUGCUCUGUGACCAACAGCAUCAUCUCUGCUAAGGAUCAUGCCUCUGUACAGCUUAAUGUUGGUGAGAUUGAUGAAACAGGGAGGUUCACUGGUAACUCCACCACAUAUGCACUGUGUGGAUUCCUCAGGAAACAGGGUGAGGCAGACGACUCGCUCACACAGAUUGCAAGGAGGGAUGGCAUUAUCUCUAAGACAUACAACAUGUAAAUGUUCUAUCAAUAAACAUGUGAAUUUACCAUAAA
Nematostella vectensis (starlet sea anemone) is the source of this 457-nucleotide messenger RNA. RefSeq names its product 40S ribosomal protein S21. Gene Ontology annotation, cellular component: ribosome; cytosolic small ribosomal subunit. Gene Ontology annotation, biological process: endonucleolytic cleavage to generate mature 3'-end of SSU-rRNA from (SSU-rRNA, 5.8S rRNA, LSU-rRNA); translation; endonucleolytic cleavage in ITS1 to separate SSU-rRNA from 5.8S rRNA and LSU-rRNA from tricistronic rRNA transcript (SSU-rRNA, 5.8S rRNA, LSU-rRNA). Bases 168 to 422 code for a protein of 84 amino acids. The transcript has 6 exons. Gene Ontology annotation, molecular function: structural constituent of ribosome. The record is from RefSeq and is a predicted model, not a curated record. NCBI's taxonomy places the organism in Eukaryota, Metazoa, Cnidaria, Anthozoa, Actiniaria, Edwardsiidae.